AAAAGGCACUUGUCAACUUCUCUAUAUAAACUCAAGCCUCGAGCUAUUAUCUUCAUAUCCACAACAAAAUUGUUUGAUAAAUACAAAUUUUGCUAAUUAACUACAAUACCCAAAUUUUCCCCCAAUGGCUUCUUUUCCUUCUUACAAAGCUCUCUUAACUUGCGCGGUCCUCCUCGUCCUCCUAAGUAGCUCCUCCGCUAAACUUUAUGGCCCAGAUUAUUACUCGAUAGCUUGCCCCAACCUUACUGAUAUCGUGAGAAAUGUCGUGGCUCGUGCGAUUAAGAACCAGGCUCGGAUGGGAGCCUCCCUCCUUCGCAUGCAUUUCCAUGAUUGUUUCAUUAACGGAUGUGAUGGGUCGAUUCUGCUAGACGACACACCGACUCUCAAGGGAGAGAAGAACGCGGGCCCCAACAAACACUCCCUCAGAGGAUAUGAUGUCAUUGACCACAUCAAGGAAGCUGUGGAGAAAAAGUGCCCGGGCGUGGUCUCUUGUGCCGAUAUCUUGGCCAUUGCCGCUAGGGAUUCAGUCAACAUUCUUGGCGGGCCCAGCUGGCAAGUACAGCUAGGAAGAAGAGACUCCAGGACAGCUAACUUCAGUUUAGCGAACAGUAGCCUUCCUUCCGGCCUUCCUUCUCCACAAUCAAACCUCACUACCCUUAUCAUGAAUUUCAAGGCACACGGGCUUUCAGUCCACGACCUCGUCACCCUCUCUGGCGCUCACACAAUCGGGCAAGCAAGAUGUGUCAGCUUCCGGGCCCACAUAUACAACGACAGCAAUGUGGACACGACGUUUGCGAAUAGCCUAAAGUCCAUAUGCCCGUCAGCCUCCGGAUCGAAUGACAACAACCUGGCGCCGUUAGAUGCCGGGAGCUCCACGAUAUUCGACAAUCACUAUUACGUUGACCUCUUUUACAACAAGGGGCUCCUUCACUCGGACCAAGAAUUGUACAACGGUAACUCGAGCACCGCUAAACAUGUUGUCACCUACCUUCAUAAUACCACUGCGUUUGCCAUGGAUUUCGCAAAGGCGAUGGUCAAAAUGGGGAAUAUGAAUCCGUUGACCGGAUCGAAUGGAGAGAUCAGGAAAAACUGCAGGAGGGGAUGUGACGCAUCAGUCCUUCUAAAAGACACAUCGACUUUCACGGGAGAGCAAUCCGCGACGCCCAAUAAGAACUCCAUUAGAAAACUUGAAGUAAUCGACCAAAUCAAGUCGGAGGUAGAGACCAAAUGCCCGGGAAUGGUCUCUUGUGCCGAUAUCUUGGCCAUUGCUGCUCGGGAUGCUGUUGAUAUCCUUAGCGGCAAUAAGGUAUGUUACAUGGUGGAAAUGGGACGAUUGGACUCCACAACCGCAAACAAAACUGCAGCAAACAACUUAAUUCCUCCUCCGACUUCGAGUAUUAGUGACCUUAUCACAAACUUCAAAAAUCACGGACUUACCGAAACGGACCUUGUUCUUCUCGCGGGCGCUCACACGAUUGGGAAAGCAAGAUGCACGAGCUUCAAGAAUCGGUUAUACAAUGAGACCAAUAGCCUCGACAAAAAUUUCGCCAAUAAUCUACGUAGAAUCUGCUCGCCAGAUGAUAGUAAAACCGGAAACAACACGGCCGAUUUGGAUUACCAAACGCCAAAUGUUUUUGACAAUCAUUAUUACCAAAACAUUAUCGCUAAUAAGACUUUGCUCCACUCGGAUCACCAAUUGCUCAAUAACAGUGACACCAAAUAUCUCGUCAGUAAAUAUAGCAAUGAUAAUGUUGGAUUUUCCAGAGAAUUUGGUCAAGCGAUGAUCAAUAUGGGACGCCUUAAGCGUACCGCAGGGGAGAAGAUGGAGAUACGGAAAACGUGUUGGAAGCAGAAUUAGAAAAUUCGGUCGGUUUUUCGUGACUAUUAUUAUCAUUAUUAUCGUACUUAUAAUUAAUCCUCGUUUGGAGUUUGUGUUUGUGUGUUUCUUUUUUGAGUUGUGUGCCUUUUUCAACAAUUGUUUGUUAACAAUUGUCAUGUGUGUUGUUGUUGUACUCUGUUUGUAUGCUUAAAAAUAUGAAUAAAAGUUUUAGUUUUGUGUAUGUCUCUGCAUGGAAUGUAUGUAAAAAUUAUGACAUUAAAAUGAACAAUAUAAUUAUUAGUAGGAAG
Messenger RNA from Striga asiatica, 2127 nucleotides. NCBI's taxonomy places the organism in Eukaryota, Viridiplantae, Streptophyta, Magnoliopsida, Lamiales, Orobanchaceae. The record is from the annotation of a GenBank genome assembly.